AAAGCUACGAAAGUGGACGGACGCGGGGCAAAAUCUUUGGAUUUUUCCGGAGUCAGGGAGGUUGUACCCGCAUCGCUGCCUUUGCAAGAGCCAAGUACAGUUCACCAGCAGCAAAAGUUUCAACGAUGGGUCCCUCCGCAAGUAAACCGGCUUCAAUAUUGCCAAGAUGAAGCGGUUUUUCGACGGGUCCGAGGGUAAUGACGCUUUAGCCUUUUUAGAUUGCCACAGUUAAAUGACUCUGGUCCCAAUUUUCCUAACAUUUUGACUAAUUUCCCCUCAGAGUUUCUUAAACCGUAACAGUAAACACUGGAAUUCUGAAAUUGACCUGUAUCAGCUUGAGCUUUUUACAGCACGCUUUCAGUGCAAUCAAGCAGUCGAAUUAAGGUUUAUUAUGGGUACAUUUUGGUUUUGAUAAAUCGCAAUGUAUAUCAUUGUAUGUAUUUUAUUUAGGAAUUUUUAUAAAAAGGAAAAAAUUAAUUCACAGCUGCUUGUUCAGAAAACAAUUUUGCUAUUUUUUUUUUUUACUUACUGGUUUACAGCUAUUUCUAGGUUAUUGUAUUUAGCUUGAAUCGUAAUAUAUCUGUUGAUGUUAAGUCUUUCUAGCCUUUCUGGCAUGGCUGACUUUUUAAUAGUUCAACUGGAUGGCCAGUACACAGUAUUUAAAUUUUUCCAAAAGGUCACAUUCCAGCUACCAUAAACAUGACACUGAGCAUGUUUAACCCUAAUAUCAAAAUUCAAAUUCUCAUUCAUUGCCCCUAUGCAUUUCCAAUGGAGGUAGUUGGGAGAAGUUAUUUUUCAACCAGAUUCAUCUUAUGUGAUCUUGCCCUAAUUCUCAUCACUUAUUUGCUUAAUUAAUCAUUGAUAACAUAACUAAUUUCCAAUAUUGGAAUCUGUAUUGUUGCAAACAGUACAAGUGACAGAUCUGUAACAAUCUGAAAAAAAAAAGGAAGGAUGCGUACAUAGCUAAGGCACUUUGAAAGCCCUCAGUCAAUCACGGUUCAUGUGAGAAUGAAGCAAUGAGCCAAUCAGUGACUAUUUUAGCUUACUGUGUGCCAGGGUCUUCUCUCCUGCCGCGCCAUUAUAAUUAUAUACGAGAAGACCCUACAGGGUUUUCAGUAAGACUUCUACUAGCAGGAGAAAGGUGUAACAUUACAGGAGAAUACCGCAAAAUUCCGAAAAUAGAAUAGCCCCAUGGCUUAUAUUUUUCAAAGGCCCUUUUUGAGGGGCUUAUCUAUGAAGGGAAAUUUGCAUUUCAAAAUCGAUUGGGCUAGCCUUAUAGUUGGAAGUAAAUUUACCGUUUUUGUUUUGUUUUACUUUGUAUACGUAUUUGAGGACAAUUUUCCAAGUACAAGCCUCCAGGGGCUUAUAUUUGGAGGGGCAAUUUAACGUAGGGUUUUUUGUGUUACCGGAUGGGGGGCUUAUAUUUGGAGGGGCUUAUACAUGGAGGGGCUUAUUUUCAGAAUUUUACAGUAGUUUGAAAGAAGCUCUCGGUUGAAUAAAAAUUAGUCAUAUACCAAACGUAGGUUUCUGAGGAUUUGCUGGAGAAUUCUGUGAUCUUUGAUGCCUACUGAACACCCUGCCCUGGGAUGAGUUUGAUAGAGUACUAAACCCUGCCAAUGUAGGUGGGUACCCAUCUCCCACAGGACAAAUGAGUUGUUUCCUUGACACUAAUUAAUAGUAAUACCAUUAUGGAUUCCAGUAAUGCAUAGUUAAUGGCGUUAUUUGUUUUGAUUAUAGGAUCCUCAAUAAAUUAACUCCGGAUAAAUUUGAUAAACUUUGUAAUGAGCUGCUGGGAGUGGGUAUUGAGACCAAGUACAUUCUCAAAGGAGUGAUUCUGUUGGUAAGUUAAUGAGGAAAAAAUUAUACAGUCAACCCUCUACUUAGUGGCCAUCUCUCCACAACAGCCAGCUCUUUACAUGGCCAUCUUUUUUGGCGGACAGUCCAUACAAUUGACUCUUAUUUAAGCGUCUCUACAACGGCCUCCUCUCAAUAACAGCCACUUUCAUCACUGGAAAACAAAUGAAUGGCACCAUGUUAAAGUGCUGCCAAAGAGGUUUUAUUUAAAAAAUUUUCCCGCUUUAGGAUUUCUUUAUCAGACUCAAAAGUUAGAGCCACCUUGUAUACAUGCAGUACAAGAAGGAAAGUAAUGCUCAGUAGCUUUCAUUUGACUGGUCACACAUUAAUUAGGAUUUUUAAUUCACCCACAGACUUCAUUAAGUAGAACCAUCUUGUACUAUUGGUGAUUAAUGAUUAAUAGCGAUUAUGACCGUUCGGUUCCAUUCACGAUUCUUUGCUUCCACUUUUCAAUUUUGGUUUGAUUUUUGCAUACCUAUUCCAGGGUACCCUCAGUGUGUUAUUAUAUUGUAAAAUCAGAAUCUAGAACUCUUUAAAAUGUGCAUUUUUGAUUGACGAGCAAAGACUAUUGCAGUUUGUGCACCAUUUCGUGUUGCCUGAGAAUUUCCAGAUAAGGAAAACCUUGUGUGUCCCACUCUUUGUCUGACAGGUUCUCAAACAUGGAGACGAAGGACUGAGUGACUGUAAAUCCUCCUGUCCUUGUUACUAUUUUCAAAUUGAGGGUUUAGGGUUACAUGUUUACAUCACGCAUUAUGUUAUAAGAAUUAAGAAACAUGUACAUAAUCAAAUCAAAAUAAUCGAAAUCAAAUCACAAGGAAUAUGAAUCAGUUACCCCUACCUUGCACAGCUUAAUAAACAGUACCACAGGAAAGUAUUGCUCAGUAGCUUUCAUUUGACAGGUCACAAUUAUUUAGGGUUUCACCCACAGACUCAAUAGUUAAAACCACCUUGUACAGCAUAAUAAACAGUACCACUAGAAAGUACUGCUCAGUAGCUUUCAUUUGAGUGGUCACAAUUUAGGGUUUCAUCCUCAGAUUUAAUCAAAAGUUGCAAAAACUCAAAUCUUUGAUAGUCUCACAGUAGCAUCUCUGUCCUCAAAUCCCAUGAUAUAUAUUUAUCCAAGUAAAAGUAAAAUGUGCUGAUAUGCAUCUUGAACUUCAAGGUUUUUGAAAAAGCUCUCGAUGAACCAAAGUACAGUUCUAUGUAUGCCCAGCUGUGUCUGCGGCUCAGCGAAGAGGCACCAAAUUUUGAUGAUCCUGGAAAAACUGGCAACUCAGUAAGUAUAAUAUUCAUUGCAAUGCUUAUUACCUCAUUUCUCAUGUCACAAGUUUUUUUUUUGGCCAUGUUUUAGUUACCUCAUGUCCUGAUGAAAUAUCUUUCCUUAAAAGAGAUUGUUUUGUCUUAGUGAAAAAUAAUUGAAAUAAUUUAUUUAGUACUGACAGUGUGCUACAAGGCUAAGGAAUACAUGUAGCCAGACAGGCUUAUUAUUAGUCAGGCAAGCUUUUUCCUUACUUCAUCUUCAAAAUUACCCUUUCCUUUUUUCCAGUGCAAUAUGAGCCGGUCGUAAACUCUCUUUUAGCCAUUGAAAUUGGCCCGUUGCCAUCUCUUAGUUAUGUUACAGGUCUAUCCUUUGUACUAAGCUGGGGAGGCAAGGAUUCAGAUUGAAAAUCAACCCAUGUUAAAAAAUUUUAACCUGGAAUGAAAUUUGACCUGUAACAGUUACCUUUCUGUCACCAAGUUUUCAGAAAUUUAUUUUCUAAAAAACAUUCCCAUUUGCAGCUUGAUCUCAUGUCAUAUUUUCACAUUGUUUAACAAACAAACGCAGUGAUUAUGUUACAACUCCUCAAAAUUUGAAAAAUCAUGGGUCCCAGUCCAUAACCAAUGAGUCCCAGUUAAAAAAAGAAAAUGCUUGGGCUUUUAUGUAACCAGACAGUUAACCUGGAGACAGACAAGAAAAUUCUUUAUUACAGUUUACUGAAAAAAAAAUAUAGUCCUUCUAUACAUUUAAAGCACAAAAAAGACUGAAAUAAAUAUGCAUCUUUAAACAACAGCCACAGAAAUCACACGAACAGGAUAUUCUACCAAAAAAUCUGUGCUCUAAGGAAAAUUGAAGGGAACCCAGUGCUCUGAACCUGUAAAAUCCAGGGUAACCCAGCAUAUGAUUUGUAUGAAAAAUCUGAGAUUUUCUAGUCGCCCGAGAGUAAAAGUUAGGUGCCGGGGGCCACCGGGUUCUGCUAGAGCACAGCCCUGCAUUCUUUGCUUCCCAUAGGACGCAUGCCAUGAAUUAUUUUACAUCUUUGGGGAUUUUUAUGUGUCAGGGACGCAGGACGCAUAGGUAACAAAAUCACUGCAAACGUAAUGCAUUUUAAAGGAGAAUCUAAAGGUUAAAACUGAAAGUCAUGUGGAGAAGUUUUCAGGCACCCGGGCUUCACUUUUUAAAAUUGAUUGUGAAGCAGAAGCCACUCCGCAAGGUCAAUGAAAUUACAUUCCUUUGCUCUUACCCCCUACCCCACCCCCUUGCUGUUUUUUCUGAUUACAUCUCUUUGCACUGCCUCACGAUUGGAACACCUGGAACAGGCUACAAAAGCAUCCUUACGAUUUACCAACUUUUCUAACUCUUUUCAUUGUAAAUGCUUCAAAACAUGUCAUGUGCCACAUCAAACGGCACCUUUUGCAUCCAUCAUUUGAAAUCUACUCCAGGAAGAAUAAUUUAUGCUGCAUGUUUGAUUCGUACGGGUAACAAUCUAAUUGAUGUAAAUUAUCAAUAGUACAAAACCCAGGCUUCGAGUUAUCUUUUCCCAAACAGUUACUGGUAAUACUUGACAGACAGACACAACUGAGACACAUGUAUGCUCAUUGUAACAUUACAAGGAAUGUGUGAAGAGCUCUUUGUGUCUUUAGAACUGGAGAUCUGCCCAUCGUAAAGAAGUAUGCAUACAUGUAUUAUAAAAAGGGGUUGAAAUGUGUUAAUGUAUAUACAUGUAAUAUUAUUAUUGCUAUUUUGAUUUGUAGACAUUCAGACGUUUGCUGCUUAAACAAUGCGAGGAGGAAUUCAACAACAGAACUAAAGCUAGUCAAGGUAAACAUUAAGUUUGACAUGUUUAGUCUUUGUUUAUUUUAAUAUUGUAGGAAAUUGAUUUACAUUAAAUUUUAGGUCGUGUAGUAUACAACUGUUAUGCUGGACAAUUUAUUAACAGGCUUUUAAUUUUCAAUAAGUAACAGACAAGAUUACAAGUGUAUUUUCCUUGCAAACAUUAAUCAAAUAAAUUGUGACUUGGGGCCUAACUAUGAUUAUUUUGUAGCCUGAACAAUGCAAAGCCACCGAAGAUCAGUUUUUAGUUAUUUUUGCAGCUUUUGAGCACCUCUGUGGGGAUUUGUAGUAACUUUAUUGUUGAUUCCUUUGCGUGUUUUAGCUUUUGAUAAAAAAGAUGGACCACUUACACCGGAUGAGGAAGAGCAGAGGUGUACUAUCAAACGCAAAGUGUUGGGCAACAUACGCUUCAUUGGUAAGUGUUGGCAGAGCAUUAUUAAUAACAGCCAAUAACAGCCUGACAUCAAACAAUGUCAAUCUAAAAUUUACCUGUGUCCAACGAUAUCCUAAUUGCAGUUGGACAUGAAUGCCAAUCAGAUCAGAUAAAAUACCAUAAACUGUCAUUUUUUUAGCCAAUGGUUUAGUGAUAGCAGAGCCCCAUAGCUAAGAAAAUCAAUUUCCAAGAAAUUUUAGUGGUCUGUCUGCACCACAGGUGAGCCAACAUGAAAUGUCACACUUUCUAGCUAGUGUGGAAACCUACAACCUGACAUUGCACAUCCAUGUUGUGGUCAAUUGACAGCUGUCACCACAGGGUGUCUGCUGACCAGUAUCACUUGACUGUAUUACAGGCUCAGUUUUUGACUCAUUGAAAUUAUGUCUUUUUUCGAAGUUCUCUGCUGACAAGUUACUAGUCGCCGGCUCAACACUAAGUGGUUUUCUUUGCAAUGCUUACAAGUUUAUCAUUUGAAGUAAAUUAUAAAUUCAUUAACAGGAGCUUUGCCUUCAGCCUUUCUCAAUCUAUAGUUUAGAAGAUAACAAACAUAUGUUUGACAAGUUCCUUUCUGGUAUGUUGGACUAAAAUGGUGACCUAAUCAGACAGUCAUUUCUCCCCCGCCCCUCCCCCACCCAAAAGAAAAGUACUAGGCAGGCCUGGCUUAUUUGUUGGUAAUUGUUUUUGUAUGAUCAACACCUGGAGGAAGUGUGAUUAGAGUUGAAAAGUGUUUACUAGGCACAUGUACAGUCCAACCUCUGUUACAUGGCCAACCUUGUUGAUUGGACAAGUGGCAGCUUACUAUACACUGUACGCUGGCUACUCUUUUUGCUGUGAUUGUACUGGCAGUUGUGUCCGCCAGGGCUCUAGUAACUAGCUACUGACAAGGUGGUGGCUUUAAUUCCCUAGUGGUGUUGACGUUACUUACAUUGUUCAGUAUUACAAGAAGUUGAAAAAUGACUCAACCUGUAGACAAAAGUUAAUUUUUGUUAACCAAAGUCUUGAUACGUUGAAUUCAGUUCAAUGGAAUUAACAACAAAGAGUGAAAUCAAUGCUGCUGGUCAGUGGUCGGUCUAUUAUGCUCAUGCUCAGUAGAGUUUGCUACAAUCAUUGUUCACAUGGUGUUUGUUUGAAACACCAUUAAUUAGGAUUUUUUUUUCAAUUGCUGGUUGCUAAGUGGUGUAUUCAGUUAGAUUUCUUCGUAAAAAUAUAAUAUUACAAAUAAUAAUAGUGAUGAAAUUCCCUCUACAAAAAUACCAAAUUUGGCUUGCCGGCAGGGAAAUCUUGUGAUGCAAACAGUGCACUACAUUUAGCUCCUUGCUUUGUUCCACUAGCACUGGUUAUUGGUUAGCAAUAACUUUUGUGCCCUGAUCUAUCAAAGAACAAUAUUAAAUUAUCAGAUGAGGUAUAGUGACUGUUACAUGUAGUUUGUCUUGUCUGAACUUGUUUUUUCUUCCUGCAGGUGAACUUGCAAAGUAUGACAUGUUGCACGAAGCCAUUGUACACAGGUGCAUCAAGCAGGUCAAUGAAUAUUUUUAUUGUUCAUUCCUUAUAUGAUUAUAAGAAUAUUAUAUUGGCACUAAAAUGUGCAAGUUCUUGGUCUUGGAAUAUUCCUUUUUUUAUCGUGGAAAAUUUCUUGAAAACUUCCUGAAAUUUCAUCCUCACUUAGUAACAAACACUGAUGAAAUUUGUAUUCUACAGUUGUUGGACAAGAAGAAGAGAGCAACAAUGGCAGACAUGUCAGAAUCCAUGGAGUGCCUCUGUUACCUGAUGAAGACUGUGGGUCCUAAACUGGAUAUUCCCAAGGCAAAGGUAUAUUCCCUUUUGUAGUUAGAUGACAUUAGCAAAGUGUGCCACUGAUAAUUAGUGGCCUCUAGAUAUUGGUUUAACUCACAUUCUCUGGCAGUCUUCAAGUUCACAGUGUUGUUUUGAAGUGAUGUAAUAGCAGUUGUUGCAGCAGUCUUUUUACAGUUUUGUACUGUUCCUUAAUCCCAACCAAUCCUUUUGCUGUUCCUCCACUGAUUCAAUUACUGUGAUGGGUUUCUCCGAUGGGGGCUCAAGGAUUUGUGAGCUGUUGUAGUGGUGGUAUUCUAAUCUUUUAAGUGCUGGCUGGCCAUAGUCAAAGUUCCUGAGUACAGUACCAAGGGUUCCACCCUCAAUUUAUAAAGAACAUUGGGGUACUUUUUUAGUAACAGUGGAUCCCUGAUAAAACAAGUUCCAAGGGACUAGAAAAAUAAUUUGUUACAACUGGGGUAUGAUUUAUGGGGCUUCUUUUCCCGGCAACCAUUUUACUAUAAUUUGGCAUGAAAAAUUUCAUAAUUUGUUAAACUGGUGUUUUGCUGUAGGGGUUUGUUUUGUGGGGGUUUCACUGGGAUGUUUUUCUUUAAAUUUCUCUUUCCCUGCUCUCAGGAUUACAACAGUGAACUGAUUAUUUUUUUAAUUGUUUGUUGCAGCCCUUGAUGGAUCAGUACUUUGAGCGAAUUCAGCAGCUUUUAAGCCGUACAGACUUCCCAGCCCGUAUUAGGUUCAUGAUUGAAGAUGUCAUUGACCUUCGGAAUGCCAAGGUAGAUUUCCAAAUGCAUCAACUCAAUUUUGAUUGUAAAUACAAUAUAUUUUAUUUUGUUUUAUUUUUUCAUUACUCAUCAUACAAUAUCAUGUAUGAUACACCAAGGAACAGAAAGAAAAAAAUAUAUCUAUUUUUACUUUUAUCCUUUUGAAGUAUACAAUGUAAAAUUAAACCACAAUGUGUAAAAUCAGAAGCAUAUAUGAGCACUUGUUUUUCUCUUGGAGGCAACUUUCAAAACUUGGGUUAAAAUAAAAAAUGUGUUAAGAGUUGGCAAAAUACAUAAAUAACAAACAAAUAAUGUACAACCAUGUAUCAGCCAGCUUACCUGAAUCACAAUAAGAGGUUUUAGAAUGUGGAAUUUUUUUCACAAGCUCCUGGUCAGCAUCAGAUUUGCUAUGUUGAAUGUCCAAAGCUUGAAAUGAGAAUUUGAUUACCAACAUAAUAGCAUAUUAUCUUAAUCGUUCAUAAAAUUCACUCAACGUGAGUUUGUGGUUUUUAUCUUGUUCCUUGAGAACUGUUUUAUUUGCUGUUCAUAGAGGAAAAAAACAUCAUCAUGCUAGCCUGAGCCUGUCUUUGAAGAACUGUUAAAAUGUUGUCCUUCUAGUUCUGAACUUUUAGUUGUCGGACAAAAUCCUCUAUUGCUUUCUUUUACAGUGGAUUCCACGAAAAUCUGCUAAUGAGGUAGGACCAAAGAUGAUCCAGCAAAUUCGCCAGGAAGCGUGGCAGGUAACUUUUCGUCUUUUGUCAACUCACAGAGUCGACCCAAAUUUGUAAGCUUACUGCAUCAUUCUUGGUGGCUUUAUCCACAGGGCCUUGUUGGUCAUCCUGGAUUCCACGUGCCACCUCAUGGCCACAUGUCCAGGAAUGCCCCACCUCUGACUCACAGUGGCUGGAUGAAUCGCCCCAGUGGAGGUGGCAGACCUGCAGAACCUCCACAGAGUCGUGGAAUGAAUGAUGUCUUUGUUACCGACAAUGGUUUCCGUCCCUCUGGUCCCCGGUUUGAUGAGUUUGGCACUGGUGCAAUGCCAACAGACAGGAGAUCAUUUGGUUUGAGGUAAUUAAUUUUGUAUUUACUUGAACACUUUUUAUAGGUGCUUUAAAAAUAGUACCAUACAUUGUAGUACACUUACUACUGUUCAGCUUUUUGUGGUUCAGGUACUUACCACAGUGCUAGUAGUUUUUUGCAUGUCAGUUUUGUUCAUGUGUCAUAGUAUGUUGAUCCUUCAUUGUUGUACCUGUACACUUAUUAUGUUCACUGCAAGAAAAGUACACUGGUUUGCGAAGUAAUCAUCAGCUUGUGCUUUUUGUUGGUGAGUUUACUUGCUAGUACAUGUACAUCCAUACCACAGUUUUGUUCAUGCAUUUAUAGUAUGUUAACCUUAGUUCUUUCGUACUGUACUUGUGCCCUUAACUAAAGUUCAGCAGUAAAAAUCUAGUACAACACUUUGUAUGUGCAAAUAACUUGUUUAGAAGCUUAGCUCCCUUACUUUGGGUUUGGCCAUGAUCCAAGAAUUCUUGUUGUUCUUCAAGAUAUGAUGAUGACGACUAUGAUCGAUUUACCACUCGAGAUCCAUGGGCCGACUUGUCAACGAAACAAAGCUCCACAUCUGUCAAUUCAAUGACUAAACCAGUAGGAGGUAAAUAGCUGUUUUCAAAUUGCAGAACUACCAUAAUUGUCUUUAAACUGCUAGUUUCAACGAUGGAAGCAUUUAUUAAUUCUCUGAAGAGCAUUUGAGUCUGCAGACAAAAUCCUAUGGUGUGUCCAAUCUUUGAAUAUCAUUGAAAGCUUACUGAGUGGUACUUUCCUGUGGUACUGUUUGGUCUUUCAUGUAAGGUGGUUUGGGACCUUUUGAGUAUGUGGACCAAAUUCUUAACUGUGACGGUCACCAUUCAAAUGAAACCUCUUUACAUGCAUGUAGCAGUACAAGUACUUUCACAUGGUCCUGUUUGUUGUUAACAGGUUCCUUCAGAACAUAAUUUUUAAAGUAUAAGGAGAAAAAUAUAAAAUUAGUACACAACAACAAAUUAGAUCAAAAGUGGCUCUGCCUUUCACUUAAACCAGCAGCAUUUGGAGGUCCUAAAAAGUUUGUUUUAAUGACCUUUGAGCAACAAAGGGAAGUAUUUAGCCAUGAGGAAGGCACCUUUAUUGCCUACAUUUGUUUUAUAUUUUUAUACAUUUGUUUUUAUCCAGUGGGAGACUCAAGAAACAAAUGCAACUUAUUAAUUUUCCCUUUUGAAUACACUUCUGUAAGUAGCUGUCACUACCAUGAUGACAAUAUGAUGAAGUCAGUCUUUAUGAUUCAACAGUAAAAUGAAAUUUGAAGAAUUUGUCAAAAAUAAUCUCAAUCCUGAGCUUUUUGGGGGUAAAAGAUUAACCAUUGAUGCUUACAUGUAUCUGUUGGUUAAACAAUAUGUUAUUUUAAAAAAAAGACUCAGUGGUAAAUAUCACAUGCAUUGUUGGAGCUUCUAUUUAAUGAUAUGUAUUCUUUCUUUAACAACUAGGUGGUUGGAGAUAUUCUUCAAGACAAAACCACUCAAAUGCUGAUGGAGAGGUACACAUAACACUUUUUAGUGUGUCUCAAUUCACAUUAAAUGAGGGAGACGUCAUUUAGAUAGUCUUUCUCUCAGAGUCAGAGGACGACCAAACAUACAUUUGCAUUUUUUCUUUUCAACUUGGUUUGGUCAUGAAUCGGUUUCUUUUUAGCAGAAACAUUUGGAAUGGUUCAAAAAUGGCAUGACUUGUUUCCAAAAGGAAUUUAAACUGCAUGUGUUAAUGGAUGACAUCUUCCUCAUGACUACUGCACUGGGCCAGAGGGGAUCAGCUGAGGGUAGUUUUUAAAUAGGGACCUUACUUGGCUUCAUUUCCAUAAAACAUGUAGUUUCUGAUAUGGUAAAUGCAUAUUUUUUAGUGGAAGUGUACUUAGCUAUGCAGCUUGUUUACAGACACUUCACUCAAAUAAUGAUAAUUGGAAACAGGCAAUCUUAAGUAUAACAUACCAAGAUCAAAAAUCUCUUCUAGCAGGAGACAACCAGUUGGUUAUUUAUAAACAAUACGUAGUAUCUAAACUCUAGUGGACCACCAAGAAACAAAUCCAGGUAAUUGUCAGAGCGAAUCAAACCUGGAACUGCCAGAUUGCAAGUCCCACUUGCUUCAAUCACUCGGUCAUGUUGGCUCUCUGUCGGGAAUGAUAAAUUUAUUUUCAUGUUUUUUUGUUUUCUAGAUAAGUUUGAGGCCAGCAAGGGACUCAAUUGCUGCUGCUCAGAGACCUGGGGUUGCUGGCAGAUCUCAAACUCCGCCAACUCAAAAAAAGCUGGUAAGGAGUGUUUUCCUCUUUGUUUUUUGAUUGGGAGAGACAGCUCCAUUUUGUCAGAACUGUCUGUUUUCCAAGUUUGUAAUAUUAUUGGUAUAGGGUUGCUUGAUUUUGUUCAUACCCUGUUAAACAUCCCUACAGUUUUAUAUUGCUUAGUGGCAAAUCAUUAAACACAGACAGUACAUGUACUUCAAGAUACUUUUGAAGAUAAUUGAAUGAGGCUGAGUAUGAUGAAAGGAAUUAUGUAGAUCAAGGAGAAGUUAAGCUAUAGGCGAGGAUGGAUAACUUCUUCUGUGAUUAGCAUAAUUAUUCUUCACAUCAUACGAAAGCCAAAGUCAAAAGCAGAUAACAUCCAUCGAGAUAUGUUUUGCGUAUUCUUUUAUUUCUUCUGUUCAGUUUUAGUCAGAAAUUCAGCCAUUUUGUCUUUGGAUAGCCUUGAAUACCAUUUGUUUUUGUUCACUAUUGCCGAAGCAGCAAUGCGUCCAGGCAAAUAUACCAUCUAAUCGAUGGUAUGUUUAUUGCUGGCAUCUUCCAAAUUUGGUCAGCAUUAGCUGGUUAAGAAAAAAUAACGAAGAUUAAAGCCAGUAAGAAACGUCAUAAUAUUUUGAAUGAAUUUGGUCAGCAUUAGCUGAUUGUGGAAAAUUAAUCUGGGAUUAAAGCCAGUCAGAGACGUCAUAAUGUUUUGAAUGAAUAAUGAUUAGCAGUUAUACCUUGUAUGGCCUUUAUUUCUCAUUUUUCUUCCAGUUUUUAAAAUAAUAUGCUUUAUAAGAAUGCGUAAGUGAUGAAACUAGGGAUUAUGUUGCUAAAGAAAAUACGCAUACAUGUAGUACCAUGUGAAAGAAUUGCUGAAGAGGUUUUGUUUGGAUAGUCACACCGCAGGUUUUCGCCAUGAAGUGUGAAAGUUGAAACACCCUCGCCUCCAUAAAGUUGCCUCUAGAGGGUUUAGUCCUCUCAUUCUCACAGCUAAUUUUUUUUGAUAAUAGAGUCAUAAUUAUACGGUACAUGCAUUUAUGUUACCAGUCAUUCAUAUAAUGAUUCUUUUAUAUCGUUCACUGAUCACUGAUCUCUUGUUAAACUACUUUAAUGUUUCAGGAUCCUUUAAACAGAACUGCUGCUCCACCCAUUAUUGAAAAAACAAAGAAACAAAAUAAACAGCAGGCGCCUUCAACAGCUGAUCUUAACAAACAAGUGGUGAGCUAAGUCUGUCAGUUAUUUGCAAGGUUCCAAAGAAAAAUGUUUCUAGUUUGUCCGACACGCAACGGGUUUCAAACUAAGAAAAUAAAUGAAAAUAGUUUCACUCCAAAAGGUUUUUGCAGUUUCUAAGGUCGUACUUUUGCUUACGAAGUUUUGGCUCUAGAUCUGCUUUCUAAUUACAACGUUGGUCGAAUUUGACUUUCCAGUUAACUGUCAGGAGAGGUGGAUGGGGGUGUUGGGGGAGGGUUUUGGGCAGCUCCUGAAACCUUUUGUUACUGGUAUUUACAUGUAGCGUCAAAAGUUUACCGUAAAUUUAUAUUAUUCUGGCAUUCUCAAUUUUUUACUCUUUGUUCAAGAACAAUAAAGUUUUUUAAAGAAUGAAAGGCAAGGUAGGCUGAAGGCUGAGGUUUCUUUUCAAAUCAGUUACACACUCGAUUUGGUCCAAGGAGAAUGGAAGUUGUCUUGCCGCUGCACUUCCACUUACAUUAAUACAGCCUUCAAAAGGAAUUAAGGAGUUAAACAAUUGCAACAGGGUGACAGCUUCCUUCAGUAAUGCUGUAUGAAACUCCUAGCUUGCUUAACUUGUAGCUUCAAGGCUCUACUCUAAGAAAUAUUGAAGGGAGCCCAGUGCUCUGAAACUGUGAAAUCUAGGGUGCCCAGCAUAUGAUAUGUAUGAAAAAAAAAAACUUAGGCGCCAGUGGGAUUCAGGCUCUGCUAGAGCCUUGAGCUUUUAGUUGUGUGGUGUGCAUGAUGGUAAUAGACCUUGCAUCUGUUAUUUUUCUCAGGACAACAUUGUCACAGAAUAUUUAGAUUCUAAAGACACUGAUGCAGCAGUGAAAGCUGUGAAAGACAUCAAAGGGUCAAGGUAAGUGUCAUUUCGUUUUAAAGUUUUGAUUAUCAAAGGCCGAAGUUCGUAAAAAUCCCCAAUUUCGUUUUGUAAAAUAUAAGCACAGUAAUAAUAAGCAACGACGAAUUUUUCUUUCUCUUUUUAAACUUGACUGCGGUCCCCAAGAAAUCAAUCCAAGGGAAAUUCGCCUUCAUUUGACAUUUUCAGCAAAUUGUUAGAAACGCGGAAAAGUCUUUAAAUCGCAAAUUCAUUUUGAAAGUGACGUUUUUGCUGCCUUGGCGUCGUCCAUGCUAAAGCUCCCUAAUAAACAGAGUCACAGGAAAGUACUGCUCAGUAGCUUUCACUUGAAUGGUCACACUUUAGGAUUUUGUUUAGGGACUCAAAAGUUACAACUACCUUUUUACAACGUAAGAGAAAGCGCCACGGAAGAGUACUGUUCAGUAGCUUUUAUUUGAAUGGUCACACUUAGGGAUUUCAUUCAAAGAGUUGAAAGCUAGAACCCCCUUCUACUGCACACUAAAAUAUACCAGAUCAAAGUACUACUCAUCACCUUCCAUUUGAACGGUCAUGUUUUAUUUUAACUUGUACAGUACAAUGUUAAAACUGUACCACAGGAAAGUACCAGUAGCUUCCAUCUGAAUGGUCACUAUUCAAGGUUUUCUUCACAGAUUCAAAAGUUAGAACCAUUGUGUACUUAAAUAUUAAAACCGUACCACAGGAAAAAAAUGCUCAAUAGCUUUCAUUGAAUGAUCACCCCAAAAGUUUGAAACUAGAUUAAGUGUGUGUACAUCUUCAGAGGGAGGUUUAAUUACCGUUUAGAGCUGUCUUUGUGAUUUGUGUCAUGGUACAUUCUUAAAUUUUAUGUUACUUGAUAAAAUUUAUACUCUUCAUACCAGGUACUUCACACUACUGAUGACCCAGCUACUUGCGGCAUACCUUACAGCUGAGGAUGAUGAAUUGUUUAUUCAGUUAUUUGUCAGCUUACACAAGUCAAAUCUUCUCACAGCAGAUAUUUUUAUCAAGGUAUAGGUUUUUCUGCUUUACUGGUCAAUUGGAUACAAAGUCAUUUCGAUUCAAAGUCGUUUCGAUACAAAAUCGUUUCGAUACAAAUUCGUUUUGAUACAGAGACGUUUCGAUACAAGUCUUUUCAAUUCAAGCUGACUCAGUCGAGAAGUUAAUAGUUUCUCGAACUUUGCUUAAAGAACGAGGAAUACAUUCACCCCGUAUGUUUUUUCUUGUUCACCCGCCAGCUAUACUUGUGAUGUUGGCUAUCAACUAAGGAGCUAAUUGUUUCUCUAGCGUUGAGUUCCAUCUUGUGCAAUUCACAAAACUCUGAAACAAAAUGAACGAAGCUGUACUAGCAGAGUUCUUUUUAAGCUCCCUUUUGUCCAAAUUCCGUCUCUCUCACUGGCUACCUUUCAAAUCAAAUGUUCUUUUCUCCGUCGCUGACGUGAACAUAUAUAGUAUGAAUUUUAGAAGCCUGUGCCGGGCAUGUAAGUUUACAUAUUAAACAAUAUCAGCUAGUGUUUCGUGGCGGACAAAAUACUCAAGUGUGGUAUGUUUAGGGUUGAAUUACUUUGUUGUCAAAAUUACGUUUAUAUGUACAGCUGAUUUUUAAUAUUUUCUUUUGUCUACUAUUUUACCUUCAGGGAGUUUCAGAGGUGCUGGAAAAGCAUCAGGAAUCUGAUGAGAAUUUCAAUGUGAAGAAACAGAUGGCACAGAUUAUAGCAAAGUCUGUAACUCAGGUACAGAGGACUUGAUAUUAACCCUUUCAUUGGCUACCCAUUAAAACUUUAAUGGCCGUAUUCACACACAUUAUCAGUGGAAAGGUUUGCAAGCCAUUGUCACUUUCUAACCGACUUGCAAAGGGCUGCUCUGCCUCUAGGUCUUUCACCUCAAGAUAAAAUCCGCGGCAUGAGCUCUCCGUUUUCAGUCUUGCUUCAGAUCUUUCGUUUGACUGUUCGCAUGUUGACAAAAAUAAAAUGCACUGUUUCGAAGUCUAGUGCACCAAUUCAACCUCAUUUUCCUUACAUGCCGUACAUCCUCUUAAAUAAGCGUCCCUUUUUUCAGGGGAAGAAACUGAAGCCGCCCUCCCCUUAUUCUUCAAAACCAAAUUAUGAAUGAUAGAUUCCCUCGGCCCUCCCCCUCCUCCUCCCCCCACAAAGAAAAACAAAAUUCCCGAAAGAUGGGCCCAUCUUGACAGUUGCAGCUUCCCUUUUUGUGUUCUACAAGUAAAAGGUUGUCUUGCAUUUUAUAAAUCCUUAAUCAGUAACGCAUAUGUAUGGGAGUUUCCUGUGAAUACUUUUGUCAAUUUUUUUUGAAGAGAACGUGUGUCUAAUUAUUAUGUAAUUUGAUUUUUGGUAUUCAACAGGGAAUUCUGAGUCUGACUGAAGUUAGCUCCCUUAGUGACGAUGGAAAUUUUUACCCCACCCUCUUGUUGUGCUUAAAAGAACUGGAGAAUCUAAAAGGACAGGUGAGAUAGUUCAAUAACACAUGUUACUUGAGUAUCAGGGUUUUUUUAGUGGGGAGGGGAGAAGUGAGUGGAGGUCCCUUCAAAUCUCCCCUCCCCUUCCCUCCACGGAGGCCUGAUGUUUGGGUUACAUUUGCAUGUUAAAGCCUGGUUUUGACGAUUAAAGAUUUCAUAUUAUGGCAGAGAGUCUGUUGUCUCUUAAGUAUCAGGGGUUUUCUAGCGGGAAAGGGAGAAAUAAGUGAACGUCUCUUCAAAUAUCCUAUUUCCUAACCCUCUACGAAGGCCUGGUAUUUGGGUUACGUUUACGUGUUAAAGCCUGGUUUUGAUGAUUGAAGAUUUCAUGUGAUGACAGAGAGUCUUUGCUGUGUCUUGAUCAAUCUAGGGUUAAUGGCUAUCGUUAAGGUUUUACUACCAAAGAUGACCGCUAAACAACAGCAGAGCGGAAGCAGCGUGACCGAGUAGUCAGCACGUCGGAUUCGCAAUCUGGCGGUCCAGGGUUCGAGUCCCGCUCUAACCACUUGCUGGAUUUAUUCUUGGUUGUCCAGAGUUCAACUCCUUGGCCGCGCUUGUAAAUAGCCAACUGCAUGGUUGUCUCCUUCCAGUUGGGGGUUUACAUGCUGUGAUGUCUAUUUGAUUACUUGUUUCUAAUUAUUUGUGGAGCGCCUGUAAAUUAGCUGGAUUAGCUAAGUGCACUUUCCCACUAUAAACAAACCUUCAACCUUUAACCCUUUUUAACGAAAUUCAAACAGAUCCUAAAUUUACUUUGUUUAUACUGUAGGAGUGGCUGGUGAAAGAAUUUACAGACAGUAAACUGGAUCUACUGUCAACUUUACCAGGUUUGUAGAAUUAUUACAAAGUCUGUGUACAUCAAUUUAUAAAAUGGGGGCAAAAACAUCAAAUAACCAAACGGCGCAGGUGCAUGUGGUUAGCGUUCUAAUCUUUUCCACUUUUAUGUAAUAAGAAUAAACCAAUGCGCCAGUGAAUUAGUUAUUAAGUAACAACUUUGCUUUAAGAGGGUGGCACAUAACAGUGGAAGUUACAAACUACUGCCCCUCUAUCCUAAUCAGAUUACUUAAUACUUUAAAUAGUUCUAAGAUAAUCACAGCGAAUUAAAAACUAAAAUGCUACAGAUAAGGAAAAGGGAUAUAUCCAUUAAAAUUUCCAAGAUGAAAAUAUUAUACACUUAAAAAGCUAAGCUAUUUUUUCCAUCAGGAAUUUCCAAGUUAACCAGGAAUUCUUUUAUCAGACCAUUUAUUGGGCUUUUUUGUAUUUGUUACAGAGGAGGACAGAACAAGCGAAAAGUUCAUGUCUAUCUUAGAGAAGCAGGUAAUUUUGUUUAGUCUUGUUUUUGGUGGUGAAUGAGUGAAUGAAUGAAUGAAUGAAUGAAUGAAUGAAUGAAUGAAGCAACCAACCAACCAACCAACGAUCGAGCAAAUGAAUUAACGCGAACAAGAACGAACGUGGUUGCUUAAGCCGCUCCUUGAAAAGUUGAUUUUUGCGAGCUGUUCCUUCAAAUUUCUUCAAAACAAUUUGAUUAUUUGGUCCAAAAUGUAUAUCCAACACUUCAAAAAGUAUUGUUUCCGUUCGAUGUACAGGCGCCUCGAAUGGACCUAAAAAAACUCUCCUGCGCCUUAUUUUUUAACCGACUCUUUGAUGUCUGGAUAUCGGAUGAAACCGGCGCUCCUCGUGUUCGAUGUAUUGCAUGAAAAUGAGUUUAAAACAGUCUAACCAAGUUGUCGAACCUCUCCUCAGAACCUGGUGUUCCUGUAUCCCCUAUUGCAUAUCCAAGCGGAUCUUUUUUCCAAGAUCGAAGAGGAUCCAAGUGUUACUGCCAUCUACAAGUGGGUGAAGGUACGGUACUUAACACACAUGUAAGUAACGCUUUACAGUGCGAUGCGCUUAGUCUUAGCAGAGUCUUAGCAACGCAACCUUUCAGUUCUUUCCUGAUACAGCUGGAAGCAAAGGCGUUUUUGAUUGAAGCGUGUCAACCGGAAGUGGAUUUUUUUGCAUUCUAAUCUUGAGUGGUGCCAAAUUUUCGGGCAAAUUUCCCCUUUAAGGGUAAAUACCCUUAGCAAUACGAAUUUUGUGGCGUCAAUAAAAAAAGCCUCGUUUCCGUUCGAUGCUGUUGCUCAAAACGUCUUUGCUUAAGCUCCCUGUUGGCUACUUUGGGUCACAUGAUAUUUGACUAUGACAGUUUUUUCGCCAAAAUUAUCCAAUUGGGUGUCGCUGCAAAAUCUAUAUCCUUCCGGCUCAGAGGGAAACAGUGCAUUGGUACGGUUCUGUUUUAUUUAGAAUGUUGUUUGUUUUUCUUGUUCGUAGGAUAAUGUAGAAUGCUCCUGGCACACAAAUCCUGAGUUCGUUAACGUUCUCACCACUUGGUAAGUUGAAGUAUUUUGCGAAACAAGAUCCUUCUCUUCUGUUCUCGACCUUCUCGGGUGUUUCCUGUUGUUGCAGAAACCAUUGUUGGCUGGCUGGUUUGCUGUGGUGUGGGUAUUCAGGGUGCAAAGAAAAUCAUUUUUACAGCUUGCCCUUUGGGCAAGCUGAAGCUAGCAUUUACUAGCCCAGACGUCAUUUCAACUAGCCCCAAAAAUGUUUUGUUCUUCUGUUAUUCAAAUUCCUCAUACAACAUCACUUGCCCGUCGGGCAAGUUAAAAACAGAAUUCACUAGCCCGAUAGCAAAAUCCACUAGCCCCGGGCUAUCGGACAUUACUUUCUUUGCACGCUGGUAUUGUUUGGUGUCUUUUCAAUCUUAACUCUUUAAGCUCCAAUAUCCAGAUUCAAAUAUUAUCCAAACUGAUUUCCAUACAUUUACUAAAAUAAUUGGUUGACAGGAUUUUGACAAACGAUCAUAGAGUUCUCCCUUAGUUUAUUUUAUUAUUUUAUUUUAUUUUUUUUAAUUUAAAAUCUGAAUCUUUUAUUGAUAAGAAAACUAACUACAAAAUCCGACCUAUUUACAAUUAAAUUUUGCUUAAAGAAAAAACUAUCCAGUACAAGUACUAUUUACAAUUCAUUUCAAUUAAAAAAACCCACAUAGUUCCGAUUAAAAAAUUCAUUUCAAUUAAAAACCGUUAUUCGAAUACUAAUACUAAUUCUACUAAUAACAAUUAUAAAAAGCAUCGAAAAGUUAAUAAAAAAAUAAAAAAAACUAUUUAAAAAUAAUAAUUCAAACUGAUAAAAAAGUUACUACUUAGAUUCUGGCUUGCGCACUUUCCGAUGUAAUGUCAAUGUCAGAUAUAUUGGCUGCUCUUCUCUUGCUUCUGGUUCCUCUGAGACACAGCAAGGCUGAUCGUAGGAUGGCAAAGGAUACUUUCGCCCUUAUCCAAGAUAUGGUUGCAGCGUAGUCAUCUCCUUUCUUUAACGCAAGUAGCUCUGCGAGGCGGCUAUGGAAUCUCUUGCAUUCAUCGGCCAUUCCACCUGUGCUUGUAAAGACUAAUGGUGUGAAUGUCCCUUGCUCCACUUCCAAAACCUUAGUUUCCAAAACCUUAGUCUCCCUUAGUUUAUCAUUUCAAUAAUUCUCAUUACCUUUCCUCUUCAUUUUGUAACAAUGCUGUUGGGAGAAAAACUGAUGUUGAUCACUCACAGGACUUAUGGUGAUUGCACCCGUCCGCAACACCAAGAAACUACCACCUUCGAAUUAGACUCACCGUUGCUUUACCGACUCAGCUACCAGGCCAGAACAGACUAAGUCGUGAGAAAAUUGUUUGUUCCGUCAUUUGUGCUACGCGGUUCAACACUUAUAUGGGACGUAACAAUGUCUAGUAGUCACAACCCUAGUAUAGUUCUGUUAUGGUUUGCAGGAAUGGGUAGGGAGGGGAGGGCAAUUCGCAGAGAACUCAGGUUUCCCAAUUAUUACUACUCCCAUAGGAUAGGUCUGGAGGGGCCCUUCCUUAUUCAAAAACUGUCACUUACCGUAAAUCCUCUUUUAAGCUCCUCCCUCUCAAAUAAUCCCCUUCUCUUAAGCUCCCCUUUUGCAGGGGAAGAAAGUUAAUAAGCCCCACUCCUCUUCCCCUUAUUAUUCUUGACUACUAAACGAUAGACUGUACUAAUUAAUCACGACUGUAAUACUUCUUGUGGACUCAUCUUGGAUAGUUUAUUCACUGACUGGAAGUUCAGAUUUGUUUUUGAUCCUCGACUGCAUGACCUCCAACUUCUAGUCCUUGAGCUUUUCCACUUUAGUUAUUGUCCUUUAUGGAGAACUGAUACCAUAGUCUUUGCUAAAUUGAAUAAGCCCCCCACUUCUCAAAUACCCCCCCGGGGGGGCUUAAUGGAGGAUUUACGGUAAUCCACCAACUAUGGUUCUUUUCCAAUACAGCCUGCUUAAGUUUGCCACCAAAGACAGCACCCUAGCUGAUGGUAUAGAUGCCUCACAGGCUCCAGAUAAAGACGUCAUAGAGAAAGAAAAAGCAGCGCUCAAGAAGUUAUUGCCUCUAGUGGAGAAGUUUGUUCACGAGAAAGUUGCGUUGCAAGUGAGUUGUCCUGCUUUGUGCAUAGCCUGCUACGCUUUUGACCUUCUUUUUGCUUUUCUUGCAAUGAUUUGAAAGCAAUAGAGGAUUUCGUGAGAAGCCAAAGGGACCUCUGCGCAGGAAUCCGCGAUCGAAGCAUUGUCUUUCGCUUUUGUUAUCCUGCAUUCGCCACUUCGAGGUUGCGCGGGAGACCGGGUCAAGAUGGUUUUAAAGUGCAUUGUGGGACUUUUUGGGGGACGCAUUUUCAACAUGGCGGCAAAUUCGUUCCCCAAAACAGUCCCACAGUGCACUUUGACAACCAUCUCGACCCGGUCUCCCGCGCAACCUCAAAGUGGCGAAUCAGGGCACGGUCGUUCAAACGUUACGUAGCGCUAUCCACCAGAUAAUGCAGUCAAUAUCCAGUGCAUAAGUAUGAGGGAAGUCAAUUGUGUUAUCCAGUGGAUUGAGAUUUCUUCAGUGGAUUGCGUUAUCCACCUUUUGAACAACUGGGGCGUGGGCUCAGUAGUUCAGUAGGUGCGUAGCACUGAUACCAACGACUUGCGGUCAAUUCGCUCACUUGUAGUCAAUUCUGUCAGUACUAAUUCCUGGUUUGCUUGUGUUUACAGGUCAGCGUGCUCUAUGCACUGCAAGUGUUUUGCCAUAGUCAUAACUUUCCUAAAGGUACUGCUGCAUUUAGUACGCUAUUCUAUUGACACUGAGGGAUUGAUGUCGUCUUAUCUUGAUUAGGGAGCUUAAGUAACUGGGGUGACGACUUCAACAAAAACGACAAGGAAAAACGGCAAACCAGAGGCUUAACCAGCAAGACAACAAAUCUGCACGUGUAUCGCACUUUUUGGUACAUUUUUAUCCUCAUUAUGACCACCAAACCGAUCACCAUCUGUUUUACUUAAGGCAUUUAAGUAAAUCGUGUGUCUCGUUAUAGAGUCCAAGGGACCGUUUCUCAAAAGUCCCGAUAAUUUCGGGGCCCUAAAAGGUGUGUGGAGUCCAAAAUCGAGGUUUCAAUCGUUUCGCAAAUCACGUGAUAAAACUAUCAGUUGACAAAACAAAAUGGAAUGGUUUAUUAGCUAGGAAGCGCGCAUUUAUUCUUUAUUCUGUUUCUGAGAAACUGGCCCCAGAAGUGCAAGAGGUAUUUUGGCAGGAGCCCAUUACCGUCUCCUGAUAUUGGUCAGUGCCGUUAAUGUUGAAAUGAUCCUGUUAACUAACUGCUAGAUGUGUUUAUUAUAGGUAUGCUGCUGCGCAUGUUCGUGUUGUUGUACGACACUGAAGUUGUGGAAGAAGAAGCAUUUUUGAGGUGGAAGGAAGAUGUGAGUGAAAAGCACCCCGGCAAAGGAAAGGCUCUCUUCCAGGUACGGUGUAGCUCCGUAGGUUCUUGA
Messenger RNA from Porites lobata, 21599 nucleotides. NCBI's taxonomy places the organism in Eukaryota, Metazoa, Cnidaria, Anthozoa, Scleractinia, Poritidae. The record is from the annotation of a GenBank genome assembly.